Messenger RNA from Aureobasidium musti, 816 nucleotides. NCBI's taxonomy places the organism in Eukaryota, Fungi, Ascomycota, Dothideomycetes, Dothideales, Saccotheciaceae. The record is from the annotation of a GenBank genome assembly.
AUGAUUAGAGCCUCUGUCGGCAAGCCGGCUCCUGACUUUACCGCUACGGCGGUCAUGGAUGGCAGGCUCAAAGAAAUCAGUCUGAGUGCUUACACGAGUGCCAACCACUGGGUCGCCCUCAUUUUCUUCCCCAAAGCCUGGUCGUUUGUCUGUCCAACCGAGAUUCGCGCCUUCAGCGAACGUCUUGAGGAGUUCCUUUAUUCUCGCUCUUGCGCUGUUGUCUUCGCUUCGACCGAUACUGAGCUAUGUCUUCGUGCCUGGAACCAUACCAACGAGAUGGAAGGGGGUCUUGGUGGUGUUCAUGUCCCUCUCAUGAGCGACAGCAACCACAAGAUCAGUCGCGACUAUGGCGUUCUGCUCGAGGAUGAAGGUGUCGCUGAACGCGCUCUCUUCAUCAUCGACCCCAAGGGAAAUGUCAGAAACAUCACCAUUAGUGAUGCAGAUGUCGGACGUAGUGUUGAUGAGACUCUACGUAUCAUCGACGCCCUCGCUUUCAAGGAUGAAUAUGGAGAGGGUUGUCCCGUCAACUGGAAAAAGGGCGAAGCUGGUCUGAAGAUGGCCGAGCAGACCAAAGUCGAGGGCCCCAUCGAGAUGAAGAAGUCCUGGUCUGAGUGGGCUAGACCCAAACUCCAGCGUGCCUGGAGCGGCCAAUCACAAAGAUCUGUUGGUAGUGGUACUCUCCGAAUUCUGAAUACGUUCAAGUCGGUCUCGGAAACACCACCUUCACCGCUUAUUUCUCCCACUAGCUCCGCCUUUAGCAUGGAGAGGAACAUGGAAGCCGCCAUGGCCAAUCACAACAUCGGUCUUGCUACUUAG